GCGCCCAGCAGGACAGUGCGGCGCAGCUACGUCACUUCCGCUUGUUUGGGAGGCUCGAGGAACGAGGACGCUUCCGUGCAUUUCAGAUUAUUUUGUAUUUACUUCGGAUGGACCUGUAAAAGUAAUAAAAACAAGAAUUUUGAGUACUUCAAAUAGUCACAUGAAGCAUCGAGCAGUUCUAAAUGUAAACAAAAGUUUAACGGCCCUGUUUCUAAUCCUCGAGUUAAAAAACGAAGGAAAUAAGUCAGGGCUGUGGGACAUGAACCACAAGUGAAAACAAGCAGGACCAUAUGAAACUUCCGCCAGAAGAUGGCUACGCCGGCUGUAGUUUCCACAGACGGAGCGAGCUCCAGUACAGCUGGAAAUCGAAAGAUGGCUUCCUCUGAGCUUCUCAGCAUCUCUGGUUCAUCCCAGACGAAUAAAAAGACCAUGGGCCAUAGAGGAAUUGACCCCACUGGGGAAACCACAUAUAAAAAGACCACAUCAUCUGCUCUGAAAGGUGCCAUUCAGCUGGGCAUCACACACAGUGUGGGAAGCUUGAGCCAGAAGCCAGAAAGAGACGUGCUCAUGCAGGACUUCGAAGUGGUAGAAAGCAUUUUCUUUCCCAGUCAAGGCAGCAGCUCAACUCCAGGUCAUCACCAUGGUGACUUCAAGUUUAAAACAUAUGCUCCCAUUGCUUUCCGCUACUUCAGAGAGAUGUUCGGGAUCCGACCUGAUGACUACCUGUACUCUCUUUGUAAUGAACCCCUUAUUGAGCUGUCUAAUCCUGGAGCGAGCGGGUCUCUCUUCUACGUGUCUAGUGAUGAUGAGUUUAUCAUUAAGACAGUACAACACAAAGAGGCAGAAUUCUUGCAAACACUCCUGCCUGGCUACUUCAUGAACCUGAACCAGAACAUGCGUACGCUGCUUCCGAAGUUCUACGGCCUCUACUGCGUUCAAGCUGAGGGGAAGAACAUCCGAAUCGUAGUGAUGAACAACCUACUGCCAUGCGCUGUACCCAUGCACCUUAAAUAUGACCUGAAGGGCUCGACGUACAAGCGACGUGCUUCACCAAAAGAAAGGGCCAAGGAUUUGCCUACAUACAAAGACCUAGACUUCAUGCAGGACAUGCCCGAGGGCAUAUUUCUGGAGAGUGACCACUACAAUGCCCUAUGCAGGACUAUUCAGAGAGACUGUCGGGUACUUCAAAGUUUUAAAAUCAUGGACUACAGUCUGUUGAUGGGUAUCCACAACUUGGACUGGGCAGGUGAAGAGGCAUCUACUGCGGUUCCUGAAACCCAGAAAAAGGCCCAAGGCCAGAAGCCCCUUUACUGUACAGCCAUUGAGUCUAUUCAAGGAGAAUCCAAGGGCAAUUCUUCACCACAGCCCUAUGAAAGCAUGGGAGGAAUCCCAGGAUUUAAUUCAAAAGGAGAAAAAUUGUUGGUUUUCAUCGGCAUCAUUGACGUCCUUCAGUCUUACAGGCUGGUGAAGAAGUUGGAGCACUCAUGGAAAGCUCUGCUGCAUGAUGGGGACACUGUGUCUGUGCACCGGCCAAGUUUCUAUGCAGAUCGUUUCCAGAAGUUUAUGUGCAGUACAGUCUUCAAAAGACCUAUGUUGAAAACGUCUCCCUCAAAGAAAAGCCGAGGAGGAAUUGUGGGAAAUGGAGGGAAGAAGUCAAACAUUUCAGUGUCUGGACUAUCACAACAGCUGUCCGUUCCUCUAGCAGCAGAACAAACACAGCCACAACAGACUAUAGCGCAGCUGUGCAGCAGUGGAGCUGUGUCCCUCGCCCCAGACACUCAAGGAGACAGCGGUGUGCAAACUCGUCCUGACCUGCUCCCACAGCAACUGAAUGAAGAUGAGAUCACGAGUAGCUCAGCUGAUACGACCCUGUCAGCAACCUCUCCUGGAAGCUUUCAGACCUCAAACACACUAGCCCUGAGUCGUAGCAGUAUAGCUGCCCAGUCAUCAGGGGAAAGCUUUGACGCGGAAGCUAUUUCACUCAGUGAGAUUGUUCCUCAGACAAGCACGUCAGAAUGAAAGGCUUUGGAUGAACAAGAUAAAAUAAAGCCCUCAAGGACAAAGAUGCACUCUCUUUUAAGGACAUCAGAACAUAAAGAAAGAGAAAACAUAAGUAAGAUGGACUUGCUAUAAACACCUGGGGAAGUGGAAACCAGAGAAUGUGGAUCACAAAACAGAGUAGUGCACAUGUUCAUAAAACUGUAAAGACAUAAGGAUAAUGAUAUUCUCCCUGUUUUUUAUAUAUGUAUUUUUUUGGAUGUCAACAGUACAGCAUCCAAUACUGCUGCUAUGAAAUGAAACCAAAAGAAGAUGCCACUGUAGUACCUCAACAGUGUGAUAUCACUGUUCUCAAACAGUGCCAUAUUUACAGGAACUCCCAGAUCCUGAUGAUGUUAACAGCAGAGGGAAAGUGAUGAACUUCAUGUGACUUGCUCUUGGAGAGCAAACAGGUCUUUUGAGUACCUCUGUGAGAGUUUUCUAGUGGUCUUCAUUUGACCAUGCAUCUUUUUUUUUCUCUUAGUUUGCCUAGAAGAUGAAUCUACAGGAGUCAUGAUAUUUACUUUGCUAAGGGACAAAAAGAAAUUAGGUUGAUUUUGAGUUUUUAUUGCCUAUUUCAAAGAUAUUUUAAUAAUAUGGCAAGAUUAUAUAUAUAUAAAAAAACGUAGGAUGAGUGAAGCCAGAUCAGGUUGCCUGAACAAUCACGUAAUAAGACACUUUUCAAAUCUAUAAAAUGUAUUCGACUUGGUUUUAUGAAUCGAUUCGAUUGCAGUACUGUGAUAUUGUAUUGGAUAUUUAAAUGUGCCUUAAUCACAAGAGUUAUUUUGCCUUGUCAUGAACGGGAAGCCUUUUACCAUGCAUGAUGACUGUGAGUAAACCGUGCACAAUUGCAUGGUCUCCUCAAGUGUGGAAAAAAAAAUCUGUCAGUUGAUUUGACUAUUAUCAUAUACUUAUUUAAAAAAAAAAAUGUUUGGAGCUUGCCAAGAAAAUGGUUUUCCUAGUUUUAUUUUCUUUACUUUGUUUGUGAGAGAUAGCAAGAGCAAGAGAAACAAAAGCAAACGGUAAAUAGAUACCACAUAUUAAAGACCAAAUUCAGUAUGUCGGCAGGUGGGACAAUUUUUGUAUUUUAUUUGGCAUUGAAUUUAAAAUAGUUGUUUUUUAUUGUUUUUUUUAGAGAUGAAAUCAAGUUCAAUUAAAUCCGAAACCAAAACCUUUUUCAUUAUUUUUUUAAUAUGUUCAUGUUAAUCAGCAAGUCUGAAUGCUGAGACAUUGGCAAUGAAUAUCCAAAUAGUUUUUUUUUUCUGUGACAAUUUUUAUAAACAAAAGAAACAUUCCUGUACAAAGUCAUAUUUAUUUGGAUGUUUGCAUGUAAUUUAUUUCUUUAUCUCUACUUCUAAAGUGUUUGAUACUCGAUGGCUGUGUAAAUUUGUUUAGGAACCUGAAUGCUUUUAUUUUUUUUACUGUACACUCACGAUCUGGGAUUCUUGUGCAAUUGCUGUUUAUUCUGAAAAUGCUGCCUUCAUUCUUGUAGUCUUAUAAAACUGAGAAUGGUGUUUAUUAGUAGCUUUAAAUGAAAAUAUUCCUCACUCUCGCAAUGACAUAUUACUGCUCUCUUCCAAAAGAUAUUAAGACUUGGAGUCGAAAAUAUUACAACAUUUCGUGCUGUAUGCAAAUGAAUGAAAUAAACAAAACUGAAAUAGUAA
Messenger RNA from Carassius auratus (goldfish), 3701 nucleotides. It is a transcript of the gene pip5k1aa, whose product is annotated as phosphatidylinositol-4-phosphate 5-kinase, type I, alpha, a. The transcript is spliced from 16 exons. Gene Ontology annotation, cellular component: plasma membrane. Lineage: Eukaryota; Metazoa; Chordata; Actinopteri; Cypriniformes; Cyprinidae. Gene Ontology annotation, molecular function: 1-phosphatidylinositol-4-phosphate 5-kinase activity. Bases 310 to 2019 code for a protein of 569 amino acids. The record is from RefSeq and is a predicted model, not a curated record. Gene Ontology annotation, biological process: phosphatidylinositol phosphate biosynthetic process.